GUCGCCGGGCGGGAGGCGAGCCGCGCCGAUGCCGAGCUGCACCGCGUCCACCAUGCCGGGGAUGCUCAGCAAGAACCCGGACCUCGAGUUCGACUCGCUGCAGCCCUGCUUCUACCCCGACGAGGACGACUUCUACUUCGGCGGCCCCGACUCGACCCCCCCGGGGGAGGACAUCUGGAAGAAGUUUGAGCUGCUGCCCACGCCCCCGCUGUCGCCCAGCCGCGCCUUCCCCGAGCACAGCCCCGAGCACGCCGGCUGGGCCACGGAGAUGAUGCUGCUGCCCGAGCCCGACCUGUGGGGCAACCCGGCCGAGGAGGACGCGUUCGGCCUGGGGGGCCUGGGCGGCCUCACGCCCAACCCGGUCAUCCUGCAGGACUGCAUGUGGAGCGGCUUCUCCGCGCGCGAGAAGCUGGAGCGCGCCGUGAGCGAGAAGCUGCAGCACGGCCGCGCGCCCCCGGCCGCCAGCCCCGCCGCCCCGGCCCCGGGCGCGGGCGCCGCCAGCCCGGCCGGCCGCGGGCCCAGCGCGGCGGCCUCGGGGCGCGCCCUGCCCGCCGAGCUCGCGCACGCGGCGGCCGAGUGCGUGGACCCCGCCGUGGUCUUCCCGUUCCCGGUGACCCAGCGCGAGCCCGCGCCCGCCGCCCCGGCCGCCGCCCGGCCCGCGGGCACCCCCGGCGCCGGCGCCGCGCCCCCGCCCGGAGCCCCCGCGGCCGCCCCUGCGCGCGCCGGCGGCCGCCCGGCCGGCGGCGGGGACCCCAAGGCCCUGAGCACCUCCGGCGAGGACACCCUGAGCGACUCAGAUGAUGAAGACGAUGAGGAGGAAGACGAGGAGGAGGAGAUAGACGUGGUGACCGUGGAGAAGCGUCGCUCCACCUCCAACAGCAAGGCGGUCACCACCUUCACCAUCACCGUGCGCCCCAAGAGCGCAGCCCUGGGGCCAGGGCGCGUCCAGCCGGGCGAGCUGAUCCUCAAGCGCUGCGUCCCCAUCCACCAGCAGCACAACUACGCCGCCCCGUCCCCCUACGUGGAGAGCGAGGACGCGCCGCCCCAGAAGAAGAUGAAGAGCGAGGCCUCUCCGCGGCCCCUCAAGAGUGUCAUGCCCCCCAAGGCCAAGAGCUUGAGCCCCCGCAACUCCGACUCGGAGGACAGCGAGCGGCGCAGGAACCACAACAUCCUGGAGCGCCAGCGCCGCAACGACCUUCGCUCCAGCUUCCUGACACUCAGGGACCACGUGCCAGAGCUGGUGAAGAACGACAAGGCCGCCAAGGUGGUCAUUUUGAAAAAGGCCACCGAGUACGUCCACUCCCUGCAGGCCGAGGAGCACCAGCUGUUGCUGGAGAAGGAGAAGCUGCAGGCGCGGCAGAAGCAGCUGCUCAAGAAAAUUGAACACGCUCGGACUUGCUAAACGUUUCUCAGAACCGGACAGUCGCUGCCACUUUGCACAUUUUGAUUUUUUUUAACAAACAUUGUGUUGACAUUAAGAAUGUUGGUUUACUUUCCAAUCGGUCCCCUCUUUCCACCCCCUUCUCCCCCCGUGGAGUUUGGAUCUGGGCGGGGAGCAGGACAGUGUGGGUUCUGCCAGGACCUCAGGCCAGAGCCCCCCCGAGCUGGGAUGCUGGGGGGCCCUGGCCGGUGCCUCCGUGUCACCUCCGAGACAGCGGGCGAAUCGGUGAUGGUCGGGAGCCUCUGGGGCUGUUGAAGUCACCUGCUUGUUCCAAGUUUCCAAACCACAGAACGUCAUUCCUUCUUUUUAAAAUGGUGCUUAAGUUCCAGCAGAUGCCACGUAAGGGGUUUGCCACUUGAUACCCCCCGGGGAACAUUUCUGUAAAUACCACUGAUACACCGCCUUUUGUAUGCGUCCUGGGUAAGGAGAGGUGGCUUUUGCAGCCAGUAUUAGACUGGAAGUUCAUACCUAAGUACUGUAAUACCUCAAUGUUUGAGGAGCAUGUUUUGUAUACAAAUAUAUUGUUAAUCUCUGUUAUGUACUGUACUAAUUCUUACACUGCCUGUAUACUUUAGUAUGAUGCUGAUACAUAACUAAAUUUGAUACUUAUAUUUUCGUAUGAAAAUGAGUUGUGAAAGUUUUGAGUAGAUAUUACUUUAUCACUUUUUGAACUAAGAAACUUUUGUAAAGAAAUUUACUAUAUAUAUAUGCCUUUUUCCUAGCCUGUUUCUUCCUGUUAAUGUAUUUGUUCAUGUUUGGUGCAUAGAACUGGGUAAAUGCAAAGUUCUGUGUUUAAUUUCUUCAAAAUGUAUAUAUUUAGUGCUGCAUCUUAUAGCACUUUGAAAUACCUCAUGUUUAUGAAAAUAAAUAGCAAUUAAA
This is a messenger RNA of Talpa occidentalis (Iberian mole), 2320 nucleotides long. RefSeq names its product MYCN proto-oncogene, bHLH transcription factor (gene MYCN). NCBI's taxonomy places the organism in Eukaryota, Metazoa, Chordata, Mammalia, Eulipotyphla, Talpidae. The record is from RefSeq and is a predicted model, not a curated record. Gene Ontology annotation, biological process: regulation of transcription by RNA polymerase II. Gene Ontology annotation, molecular function: protein dimerization activity; RNA polymerase II cis-regulatory region sequence-specific DNA binding; DNA-binding transcription factor activity, RNA polymerase II-specific.